Molecule: messenger RNA, 1708 nt
Organism: Bursaphelenchus okinawaensis
Lineage: Eukaryota; Metazoa; Nematoda; Chromadorea; Rhabditida; Aphelenchoididae
Source: the annotation of a GenBank genome assembly
AUGGCUGUUUUCACACUGCGAAGCCACCUUCGACCGGUUACUUCCAAACUCUUAUUUCUGGUUAUUUCAAGCAGUUUACUUUAUGGUUUCUAUUACUAUAACAACAACAAACACUAUGAAUGUCCGACAGUUUCGAAACUGUCGUUGUUGAGGCAUUACCCGGUAAGACAAGGUUGAUAUUUAUUUUAAAAUUUGAAAUAUGUAUGAAAAAAUAAUUUCCUAUUAUUUAAUAAAGUUAACCUAAUAGGUCUAGGCUAUAAUAUGACAUUUAAAAAAAGAAGACCUAUACAAAUUUUCUUUACAUUAUCUAUGGCGAUUUCUAAAUUUCUAAUCAAAACAUAUCAUUUUAGAUAUUUGGUUACAACCCGUACCCUCAAAUCCAAUCGACCCCCAAACACAAUAUACCCCUUAAUGUAACAUACCCAAUAUUAUCUACUACUCUUACAAAAGGGCUAAAAAUUGCGUGGAUAAUACACUCAUCGCCGGGAAACUUCAGAGAACGACAGUAUAUUCGAAGCGAAUAUCUUGAUCAAAAAGUAAGCUUUUAAUAAUCUUAAAUUCCAAUUAUUUGUCACUUACCUAUCGAUAGCUCAACUACUUUUUACUAAAUUUACUUGUAUCUAUCUCAAAAUUACUUCUUUUUAUUACAUUAACCAUCUUUUCAUCUCUUUAUUACAAUAACAUCACUUCGCAACCAUUUAUUAACGUUUUGUAGACUGAGAUCGUUCCAUUUUUUGUAAUUUUACGUUCCAAUACGACCACGGUGAAUGAAGAUGUUCACGCGGAAUUCAGACGAUACAACGACAUAAUACUUGUACAUAACAUUGAAGAUGACUACCAUAACAUAACUCACAAAAUCAGAGCAUGGAUUCCAUUUUUGCAUAAAUUAAGACCAAAAGUUGUGUUGAAAACAGAUGACGAUGUGAUGAUUAACUGGAAUGGAAUGUCAAUGAUGUUGAAUCAGAUGAAAGACCUGAGGAAUACAGUGUUAUGUAGAGUUUACAGUGAAGGCCAAGUUGUGAGGAAUUCAGCGUCGAAAUGGUACCUGAGCAAAGAAGAGUACAGUGAUACCAGUUUAGGUACUUACUGCCAAGGAAUGGUAAUGAUGUUUACUGGGGAUCUGGUGAAUACAAUGGUUGAGAAUAUGGACAAAGUACAGUAUUUAUGGGUAAACCUUACAAAUUUUAUUUUUUAAAAAAGUUACGUAACUACUUUUAAACUUUCCCCACUCUCUCAACGUACUUUACAAAUUUAUAUUGCAGAUGGACGACUGGUACUUGAGCCGAGCAUUACUUAAUGGUUCACAAACAUUUUACAUUGAUAUUGGACGACAUUAUUUGUCGACCAAUACAGAACAUGAGGUUCAAAGUUUUCUCAAAUCUCCAAGGGAAAUAUAUUUUGCUCACUUCAGGACGUCAUACAGGUAAGGAUACCAAUGUUCCAAAUACUUAAAUGCUAUGCCUAGCCAUCUAAUCAAACAUGAUGAUGAUUUUAACAACACCACUUACCGUUACAAAACGCCGAUUUUUCUGAGUUUUUUUGUAAUGAAAUUGUACCUAAAACAUAUUUAAAGUACUCUUAAGCGAAGCAACAUAGCCAAUAUCCAACUGAACCAGUAAGCAAAUAAAUAUAGUCUUUAUUACACUUUAGGUAUGAACUAACUGAGCGUAAGGCAAUAUGGAACAAAAUAAAACAAGCAAUGUGUUGA